Molecule: messenger RNA, 9489 nt
Organism: Sparassis crispa
Lineage: Eukaryota; Fungi; Basidiomycota; Agaricomycetes; Polyporales; Sparassidaceae
Exons: 12
Coding region: 1-9489 (3162 amino acids)
Source: RefSeq, a predicted model, not a curated record
AUGCUCAUGUCCUAUCUCUUAUCCGCAGCAUCAAGCCAUGCUAUUGCCGAUUCUAUAGAGACUGUGCAUACGUGGGAAGUUUUGUGCCGCAGAAGAAAUUCAAACGCCCAUAACCGCGUGGGUCGCUAUCUUGUCGUUCCACUGUCAGGUCUGCCCGCGAGGAUGGCUAAAUCCAAUCACCGUUCGAAAGUGCUCGCCAGUUACCAGGGCGUAUCCAGCGAUGAUCUGAAUCGAGAUCAUGAAGAGCUGGCGUACAUCGCCAACCAUACAUUCUUCCCACUCAAAGUCCCUCAGAGGUCAGACCAGUCUCGCGUAAACGAUCGCGCUAUGUGCUCGAUCGUCUGUCGGUUUGCCGAACAGUAUCGAGAAUGCGCAGAAGUUGACCGAACACUUUGGGAUCCGAUGAUCCGCAUGCUAGAGAACCUACGACGAAUUGAAACUUGUGAAGUUCUUCCUGCGGAGGACAUACAACACCAGAUAACAUGUAUGCACAUUGGAGAUAGUGUGGUGUUCUAUGUUCGCGCCCAGAAUGCCGCUGUUGUUGUUCGCAAGUUUGCCGAGGAGUUUGUGUUCGAGUCGUUCGAAGUCGCCCCCUCUACUGCAGACGUCAUGAAAGCAACGGGGAAAUUGUUGUGCUCUUAUCCAGGUCCCGCGAUUGCUGUACCCAACGACAUCGUGGAGGAUGUCCAUUUUCUCAAGGAGUUGUCCUCGUUUCUAGCUCAGAUGAGUGUAGAUGAAUUGGACUCCGCAGCGACGACGAGGAAAGCGGGAUCAACGGUUGUGGAAAAAAGGGAUUCUGCCUCUCCCAGGUACAUUACCCAGCUGCUCACCGGGAUACUUCGUGGCGUUGGUCGUCCUGCGGAUGUCGAUCGGGUCUCUAAGCGAAUCAAUGACGACAUCCUGUGGAAGGACGCAUAUUUGCCGUGGCGGAGGUCUCCGCUAUGGCUUGUCAUCCGGGUCGCGUUGCAGACGUCGCUCGGCAGGGCCAACGCCCUUUCAGAGUACAAGUUGUUUAUGGUCUUUUUCAUGUCACGUCUCCUGCGGCUGACGGUUCAGGAGGAGUUCGCUAGUGAUCAUCUGUACUGCUUCAGGGCGAAACUCAGCAGGCGACUCUAUAAGCUGGGUUCGUCCGCCCCUUUGUUCAUCACGCAAGAGGUGAAGGAGGCUGUGGACGAGACGGAAUCGCUCCUACAGCAGCGAUGGCAGAAGAUUCAGGAGCAGCAAGCUGUAUCCCCACCUUGGUCACCCUCCACGCUGGACGUGCAGUCCGACACACGUCUCACUCUUCAUCACUCUCGGGAUUAUAUCUCCAAGCGGCUGACGACCAAGAGUACCGCCAGCGCAGCAUGCAGUUUUGAGCCCAACCACACUCGUCGAUUGCGCGACACUCAUUGUUGCGACUUUCGCACGUUCGACGAGGGUGUUCUAUCGACUGCAUUUGCUGCGGAUGGCGAUAUUUAUGUGGCUUUAGCCGACUUCGAGAUGCUGGUACAGAAUCGCGUGGAUAAUUGGGUGGCAGAAUGCCUUCACGAUGAAUGGGCUUGCGUCAAGCUUGCUAAAUGCAUCGAGCGGUAUUCUGAGGCGGCUCCGAAGGCCUAUGACAGGAAUCCGGAGGAUCAGUCGAUUGCGCUAUUAACGAUAUUCGAACUCUGGGUUGCGCUGGAUAAACUUGCUGUCAAUCAAUGCCCGCUGCUACAGGACUAUUCCCCUGAGGUGCCUCACACGCUCUUUCAACCCCUACUCCUCCGAAAGCGUGUGCUGCUCGACCGUCUGUCUCGCAUCGAGGGUUACUUGGAUCGUCGGCGCAAGCGCGCUCGCGGUGGUUGGUCCGUGUUCAAUGACAAGAUGGACGCGAAUUCGCUCGCUGUUCGCUUUUUCUCUGAGUCGCCUGGACUACAGACGCUCAAGGAACGCAUUCAGUUGGAUGCAAAGGCAGAGCGGGCGAAGAAAUGUGCUGAACUGCAGCAAAGCAACAAUCAGCAUAGAGACCUCAUCGCACAAGCCGCUUUGCAUCCUCACGUCUACAUGGUUACCAGGAAGGGGAAACGGAUCCACGUCGGAGGACACAAAUGCGAGAACUGUUCGUUGACCAAUCAGGCAAAACGCAUGAAGAUAGUUCCUCAUGAGUGGCCUCUACCGGAAGAUGAGUAUGCAGCGCAGGCUACUGUUUUUGAGCUGGAGUGCCCGGUUUCGUUUGGUGCAUGGCGGGCGGCAACAUAUCAUAUUCUUCAUGAUGUUUGUCAGAACAAGACUCCUCAGCAUGCAUCGCCCCCGUUGAUUCUCAAGAAAUAUACCGCACUCAUGAAGUAUGUCAAAUUUGAACAAAGGUUUACACGAAUAUCGUUCGCUUCGACGACAAAAUCAUUUCUGCAGGCACAUUACAAGACAGUAUCAAUUCCUGCAACAAGUACUUCCGUUUGUGUCAAGAACGGCCUCACUUACCGACUUUAUGAUAGCCAAGGGGACGAGUGGGCUGCGAACUACCUUCAAAAUUCCAGCAAAGUUGUCCAGCAUUGUACCUUUUCACUUUCCGGUACAAGUCGAUAUCGAACCAUGCAGUACGCGAUUCAGGACACAAAGCAUUGUCCGAACGAAGUUUUGGCAUGUCAAUCGGAGUGUCCAGCGGACUUGGAUCUACAUGAAUACACUGCUUUUGGCCUACUGCGCAGCGGGGCACUACUACAAUGGUUGAAUAUUCUCAGAUCGAUUCAUGCUCGAGAACUAUCCUUCGACAGAGAGGAGGUCCACCUUCUAUUAGUUCAAGCCAUCUGGCAGGUCGGGCCUUGGUGCGAUGCUAUACGAACGUCGCAUGUAGAGCCGAGUGAUCGUGAUUUCGGUUUGCUCCUUCUCACCGAGCUGCGAGACCUAUUAUCUAGCAUCGAGGGCAAUUGGUCAAACGCCACGUCUGCGAAAUCAGUCAUCAUGCUAUCAUGUCGCCUCCUCCCUUCGACCAUGGACCAGGACGUUAGGGAGUCUGCCUAUGGCUUGUUGCGCGACGCACGGCGUAUAACCUUCCGAUGGUUGCAUGAGCUAUCAGAGAAUUUGUCCAAGGCCGUCCGCGAGGAUGAAAUUUUCAGUCUGCAGCUACGCAUCUGUGCCAUGGCCGCGAUAUGCCGGAGUACGUAUGAUGCGGAUCUUGAUGAUUUGGAGGCAUUGUUGGCUUCCGAAGAGGAUGUUUCUGUCCUCAUACAGUGUGCAGUCCACCUCCAUGAUAACAUUCCAACCGAGAAAGAUAUCCCGUCCGAUUUAUCUCUUCUACUGGCGCGAGAUCGGCGUCUUUCUCAUUUCUUGGAGCCGGCACUGAUUCGAAGAGUCUCCGGAGUGCUGGAUAAACCUGUCGCUACACUGUGGCAGGAAUUUCAAGAAGGACAAACUUGGGUACAGCUGCAGGAGCCCAACGAUCGUUGGAUGACCGUGGCUUAUGAUCAUACAACAGUCCAUAUCAACGUUCUCAAUGGAGAACUGUUAGUAGGUGGCAAGCCUGUGGGGCGUUUACCGGGCGCAAUAGUCACACAUCCCGACUAUACUCGAAUCUUCUCCAAGAAAAUAUUGGAUGUCAUUCCGUCCGACAUGCCAGGUAUGGCUUUCGCCACUCGAGCUGAUGUCUUCGGCUUCCAUGUGCACUUUGCCCUCGAUCCUCAGUGUGGCCAGUUGACCAUCAAAGCAAGAUCUGACUCAACCGUCUACGAGGUCAUCCCCCACAGCAAAUUUGUUGGAGAUUUACCCACACCUCUGAUCAUUGACUACGUGCAUUGGUUGAAGAUAGAUACAGAUCCGAAGCGUGCCGAAAUCGAGCUCCGGCCCUUGGGAGACUUGUGGACACCGUCGCUAGACAAUUGGCGCAUUCAGUUUUCGAUGAAUGGUCAUUCGACAAUGUGCCGGAAAGAUACAUGGCUAGUGGACAAUUGCAGCCCUUCAUUAGCCAUGGUCUCAGAGCGUCUGCGACCACUGGAAUGCGCCGAACAUCUAAUCAUCACGCUUUCCGCGGGUAAUUGCCUCUUGGUCGAUCUGCCGCGUUUCGAGUUGUCUUUUGUCGUGGAGGAUGGGGAGCUGAUGUCCAGAAAUUGGCGGGGUCUCAUUGUGGACUCCAAUCAGUCAUCGAAGACAAUGCUUGGACUGUCGUCGCAGCUCGUUCUGACUCAAAGAGCGAGCACCUCCUCCCUUCCUCCAGAACGCCAUGUGGUGAUUCCCAUUGGCGAUAUCAAGUUUUAUUCCUCUGGACAUCACGUGAAGGUCGAAGUAGAAACAGGAACGACGAGUCGAACACGCUAUCACAAGUACAGAAUUGACUCUAAUCUCGGAUAUCUAGUUGGCAAUGGUACUCUUCUCAGCAAGCUAUACCAAGUAUACCUCCAUGCUCUGACUAGUCACUGUCUUCCUGACCCUCUGACUGGACGGACGGGGAUAGAGGAAGCAUUAAGCGAGUUUCGGUCCGCUCGCUGUCUGUCAUUCCAGAAGCUUGGGCCCGACGAAGUGACACUUUUGACCCAGAUUGGUGCUCUGACCCCAGAGCGUCAAUUCUAUCCGGCACAUCUUCGCGUCAUGCAGACUGUUCAUUGGUCUGACCUCAGCCCCAUAUCUCAGCGCACCGACUUUUGGGAUUGCACUGUGUCGAUCUUGAAGCAUGCACAGGAUCUCGUGAACAUAUUCUAUCCGGAGAAGGACAUGACAUCGCUCCUGUUGGAUGCGUUGCAAAAGCAGACGAGUGACCGUCACUUGCAGAACAGGGCUGCUGCUCGCUCUAACACCAUAUAUGGGCACGAAUACUCGACCUGGGCCACAACAGAUGGAGAUGACCUUCCGUAUACGACAAGGGAUUUGCCGCAGGACUGUUGCAGUGAGCAAGAAGUUGCCGCUGUCUCUGCUCUGGUCCACAGUUGGCCCACGAGGUUGCCUACGAUAACUGAUCUACUCAAGGUCAUGGUAUCUUGGCAACAACCAGUAUCUGCAGCUGAAGACAUUGCCAUGUCUUACCGCAGGGAUUGGCUCUCACCAGUUCUGCCAGCUAUAUGGCUGUCAGUGUAUGAACAGUGCCGGACCUCAAGUGCGGGGAUACAAUCAAAAUUGCUCUUCAUUCUAAGUGCAAUGUCAUACAAGCUGAAUGCAUCUCAUCGAAUGCAACUGAUCGGGACCAUUUUGGCGUUUGCAACGACUCCGCAAUUUCGAUCUUUGCAACUUCCAACUAUGCGCUCAGGAUCGUAUAAUCUUGCAGACGGAUUUACUCCUAGGGAGGCUGAACUCCAUGCCCUCGCCAUCACAUUCACCGUUCCAUAUGAUCCGCUGACUUUCUUCCUCGCUCUUUCAAGAGGAGCGCUCGAGACAGAGGAUGAAUUUGCGGAACGCCGUCGUUCCCACCACGACAAAUUCUGUGCUUCCAAGGCACGUGAAUUGGUAGGCUGCUUGAUUCGCCAGUGGCCUUGUCAUACACCGUCUACACCUUCUGGGUAUUCAAAUGUCAUCAAUAUCACGAAACUCAUGUUCAGCGCCAACUUGAAGUUUCGAAGCUGGUAUCAGAACAGAGAACUACAGAAUCACUUGACACAGGUCCAGCAUGUGCUUCACCAGGUGCGAGAGCUAGAUGCUCACCCAAAGGUACCACGCUAUGUUGUUCAUCCUUCUUUACGCACAACAACUGCUCCGAAAUGCUUCAUUGAUGCUGCCGGUCUUUUUAAACGAAAAGCACCUGCUUUGGAUGUCCUUGAUCAUGAUGCAGAGGUGUAUCAGGGAGAGACAUUCUAUCGACUGUCGGCAGGUUCUUUCAGAACAGAGGAACUUGGGCUUCUAAUCCGAGAGUUUGAGCAUCAUCACAGCUCUACUUUCAAACAGCAUUAUGGUCAUCAUCUGGAAUGCAGUCGAGCGAUUCUCGAAGCUCAAGAGGGUUCUACCGUGCCGUAUUUUCCUCCAGACACGUUCAAAUACUUUCAACAUUAUCGAGAUCUCUGCCACCAGGCUUUCAAUCAGUCUACUGCCACCAUACAACGAUCCCUAGGUCCCCGCAAUCUCAUCGAGCAACUUUUUUGCACUUCGGGGCAAUGGCCACGGCUGUCCGAAAAGAGUCUGUUGCGAAAUUUGGCAUCAACCUCUCAAACGCGCAGGAUGCUGUCAAAGGAGUGGGAACAAUGCCUGGUAUCCUACGCCCGAACAUGCUUGCAGUUUCAGCGCUCGCAGCGAUUGAUAGAGUACCUUCAACAGAAACGGUAUGAAGAUCUUCUGAAAGAGCUCGACAAUCAAGAGUCUCGCAUCGAUCCGGAUGAUUCAAGCUCCCUGUUGAAUGCAGACUGGCUUCUUGUUCAGAUUGAAAACAAUUUCUUAAUGCGCCCACUUCAGCGACAUGUCGCUCGUGAGAUGAUUGCUCCAUCUUCCGGACGAAACACGGUCUUGCAGCUUAACAUGGGUGAAGGCAAGUCCGCAGUCAUCGCCCCUCUGGUCGCGACAGCACUAGCAGAUGGUCACAAGCUUACCAGAGUCGUCGUGCUGAAGUCUUUGGCUUCUCAGAUGUUCCAUCUACUGGUAGAUCGUCUGAGCGGCCUGGCAAAUCGCAGAAUAUUUUAUCUUCCAUUUUCCCGCGACGUACGAAUGGCGCCACAAGUCGUCGAGCGAAUUCGGAGUCUCUACGAAGAUUGUAUACGCGAGCGAGGAAUACUGGUUGCGCAACCCGAGCACAUACUUUCGUUCAAAUUGAUGGGUAUUGAUCACUCAGGAGACUCUGUGUCGCAGGAUGGGCAGGUCACAAAAGCUCUGCUCGAGUCGCAGCGUUGGUUGGACACGGUCGCCAGAGAUAUUCUCGAUGAAAGCGAUGAAAUGCUCAAUGUUGGAUACCAGUUGGUGUAUACUGCCGGUCAACAGAGGCCUGUGGAGGAUCACCCUGAUCGCUGGAAGACAACACAGCAUGUUCUGUCUCUCAUCAAGGAUCAUUCCUCUCAUGUUCAUAGGCGUUAUCCAGAUGAGAUGGAGUUCGUUCCGGGUCCUAGUGGAACAUAUCCGAUGAUUCGCAUCCUUCGAGAUCACGCAUGGGAAGAGCUAGCUAUCGGUGUUGCCAAACAUAUCGUGAACACUGAUCCCAUCCUCAGACACCUCCCUGAGAAUGUCCGUGAGGCCACGCUCAUGUUUAUUACAGAGAAUGCUAGCAGUGUACCUGGCUCCGGAGUCCGGUUGCUUGAACAGCACUGUAAAGGUGACGGGCUGUGGAAGAAGCUGUUGCUUUUGCGAGGCCUGCUCGGAUACGGACUGAUCGGAUAUGUGUUGAAGGAGAAGCGUUGGCGGGUCGACUACGGUUUGGAUCUAACGCGAACUCUGCUGGCCGUGCCAUACCGGGCAAAGGACGUUCCCUCUCUGAGAGCGGAUUUUGGACAUCCAGACGUCGCCAUCGUGCUCACUUGUCUCAGUUAUUACUACGGUGGCUUGACGAGCGAGCAGUUGAACACUUGCUUUGAACUGUUGUUCAGAUCUGACGAGCGUGAGGUGCUGUAUGAGUCAUGGGUCCGCUGCAAUGAAGCAGUACCGCCAUUCUUACAACAGCUCAUAGGCGUCAAUUACGAGGACUCGUACCAAUGGGAACACUUCCUCAUACCUUUGUUCAGGCAAUGCCAUGCCGUAAUCGACUUCUAUCUGGCUGAAGUGGUUUUCCCCAGAGAUGCAAAGGAAUUUCCUGAAAAAUUGUCUACCUCGGCUUGGGAUCUGGCCGAGACACGGACGCAUGUGACUACUGGCUUCAGCGGUACCAAUGACAAUCAGGACCUGCUCCCAUCCAGUAUCACCCAGCACGAUCCUGUUGAUCAGCUGAGUACCAAUGCUCGAGUUCUAGCCUACUUAUUGCAGCCGGAGAACAAGACGUACAUCUGUGUAGGCGGCGAGUCCGCGUCAAGUCGAAAUUACUUGGACCUGCUCGUCAAACAGGAUUCCGAAGUUCGCGUCCUCCUGGACGUCGGCGCACAGAUGCUUGACAUGGAGAACGCCGAACUGGCGAAGCAUUGGCUUUCCCUGACGCCCCACGUUGCGGCAGCUAUCUUCUUCGACGAGCAAGAUGAACUGAUGGUUCUCACUCGAUCCGGCACAAUAGAAGCAUUUGUAUCUUCGCCUUACAGCCAGCAGUUAGAUCAGUGUAACGUCUACUUGGAUGAUGCCCACACGCGAGGAACGGAUUUAAAGCUGCCACCUAAAGCACGGGCUGCGGUGACUCUAGGACCGAAAGUCACCAAGGAUCGUCUCCUACAAGGGUGCAUGCGCAUGCGCAAGUUGGGAAAUGGUCAAUCUGUUCUAUUCCUUGCUCCUCCGGAAGUGGAUCGUGCUAUACGGGAGUUAUCUGGCCCGAAAGAUGCUGUGGAGACGAUUGACAUCCUGCGAUGGGCGAUGGUGCAAACAUGCACGUAUAUCGAGCACCAUGUCUCUCACUGGGCACACCAAGGCAUUGGUUACAAGAAGCGCCGUGCAGCGUGGAACCAGUUCAAAGCCCACUCAUCCGCGUCUCCUUGUGGUUCGAUUCAGCUGGCGACUUCGCGAAUGCCUUCUCUUCGGUCUGCUUGGCUUUCUCCCGAAGCGCGACCACUGGAAGAGAUGUAUGGGUUUUCUGCAGGGAUUAGUAAUGCACUGUCGAUCAAUGAUGCCAUGUUCGACGACCCCGAACUGCGUGAUCGAUUUCAGUUGUUCGGCGUCACGUCGCUUCUCGAUCCCCGUAUGGAUGAGGAGCAAGAACGAGAGGUUAGCCAAGAACUCGAGCAGGAGCGAGAAGUUGAGCGGCCACUAGCGGCUAAACCUGCUACACACCUUGUGCACUCUGAUGUCAAGAAUUUCGUCCGUACUGGAACGGUCAGAUUGGGCCCAGCGUUCGUGCCAUUGUUCUCUCCCCUCAACAGUCUACCAGGGUAUCCGGGUCAACACGUUUGGUCUGACCGCAUACUGGCGACGAAGGAUUUUGCAACCACUGUUGUGAGGCAAAAAAAAUCGUUGCAUCAUCUUUCAGAUUGCAUGGCACCCGUGAAUUGGAUCGUUUCCAAUACUUCUCAGAGUCAUUUGGUGGUUUUCAGCGCGUUUGAAGUCAACAUACUCCUUCCCAUGAUUCGACAGAGCACAGUCGUGUGCUUACACAUGUAUUCGCCGAGAGUCACGCAAAGCAUGAAGCCACUUGACGCUCUAAACUUCUACUGCAUCCCCGCUCUGCGGAAGAGUUGGCAGCCUAAACCGAUGGACAUUUGCCAGCUGAAUCUUUGGGCUGGACAGCUCUACUUCACCAACCACGAGAUGUAUUUGCAACUUUGCGUAUACUUGGGUAUCUGCGCCGAAGAGCCACCAGAGGGUGCGAGAGUGCAAGUAGACGGAUUCAUCGAACCGCAAGAUCGCAUCGAGCCUAUGAAAUCUCUAUGUCCGUUCAGCAAGAGCCCCAUACCACUCGUGAAGGAACUCAUAGGAUUGCGGCGCAAAGGAAUGGGGUACAGGUCGACGCACAUGGGGAAGGUUCUGCGCUCCGGUUUCCUGACUAGCAAAUAUUUCUAG